Molecule: messenger RNA, 1523 nt
Organism: Daphnia pulex (common water flea)
Lineage: Eukaryota; Metazoa; Arthropoda; Branchiopoda; Diplostraca; Daphniidae
Product: phenazine biosynthesis-like domain-containing protein
Exons: 7
Coding region: 200-1066 (288 amino acids)
Biological process (GO): biosynthetic process
Cellular component (GO): cytoplasm
Molecular function (GO): isomerase activity
Source: RefSeq, a predicted model, not a curated record
CAAUAUGCUGUAGGCUGGCUGCAACUAGAAUUUACCAGAUCCACCAGUUCAGUUCAGCACUUUCUCCCUUCGUCGCAUAAAUACUACGCAGCAAAGGGUAUUUAAGUGAAUUCAAUAUAGUAAAAGUAGUAGUCGCUUCACCAAGUUUCUGCAAAAAUUGCCCACCCUACCUACAUUUAACAAAUAAAGAAUUGUGAAAAUGGAACAGUCUUUUGUUACUGUUUAUAUUGUUGAUGCAUUUACCAAUGAACUAUUUUCUGGUAAUCCGGCCGCCGUUUGUUGUUUGGAGAAUGAUCUCCCAGAAAACUUGAAGAGGAAAAUUGCUGCUGAGAUGAAUCUAUCUGAAACUGCUUUUGUCACCAUAGAAAAUGGUGAAACAUUUGAAAAAAGCUCAAAAUUUGCCUUACGAUGGUUUACACCAACACAUGAAGUGGAUUUGUGUGGACAUGCUACACUUGCAACAGCUGCUAUAAUUUUUCACAAACUUGGGAACAAAGAAAAAGCCAUUGAAUUCAAUACCCUUAGUGGAAUCUUAAAAGCCAUCCAGGAAAAUGAUUCCUCUAUUACUUUAGACUUCCCUCUGAAUCCUUCUUCUCCAUAUGAAGCACAAAAUCUGAAGGAUAUCAUACGCGUCGUAGCAAACAAUUUUGAAAUUCAAGACGUUCAACAUUGUUCCACAACAAAAAAAUUACUUUUGCGUCUGGCUGAUAAAUAUAAAAGGAAGGAUUUGGAAGAUUUAAACCCUUUGACGCAAGAACUACUAACUUGUGAAAGUAGUGGUGUUGUGAAAGGGGUGAUUGUUACAUUGCAAGGCAACGAAAACGAGGGCUAUGAUUUUUACAGUCGCUAUUUUGCCCCUUGGGUUGGUAUUCCAGAAGAUCCAGUUUGCGGAUCUGCUCACACGGUUCUUGCUGCUUACUGGGAAAAAGUCUACAAUAAAGACCAGUUUAGAGCUAGACAAUGCUCGAAACGAGGUGGUGAUUUAAACAUCAAGAUUAUUGGACAACGCGUCAAACUAACAGGCCAAGUGGCCCACGUCCUUGAAGGGAAAAUCCGCAUAAAAUAAAUAUGAGGUUGAAAUUCCCUUUCAUCAGAAGCUUCUAGCCGUUUGAUGGUGAUGGCAUUUACAAGGAUUUUUAACCCUUUGAGUUCUGGAUCCUUUACAUUGCUAAUAUAUCGGACUGGAUCAGAAAUUCUGUAGAAAACACUACAUCCAGCUUCAACAAUAGCUUGAUCUUUUGUGAGAAACUGAAAUUCGCGGAAAUUCGCACAGAGAAGAAAUAAAAUAAUACAAAAAAAAAUAAAAUAAAAGAAUUUUAUAAUUUGUAAACAAAUAGAAAUCUAUUAUACCUGUUUUAGAGGAUGACAUAUGACUUGAGUGCGUAAAUCUAACUUUGCAGAACAAUCAAGCCAAGGAAUUAUAAAUACAUUGCCAGGACCCUUCACCCCUAUUAGUUUUCCCAAACGGUAAAUAACAAUUCUCUCCCAUUGUGGGAGGUUUUUGAAACAAAACCAAACACUUA